Molecule: messenger RNA, 720 nt
Organism: Ziziphus jujuba (common jujube)
Lineage: Eukaryota; Viridiplantae; Streptophyta; Magnoliopsida; Rosales; Rhamnaceae
Exons: 2
Coding region: 57-434 (125 amino acids)
Source: RefSeq, a predicted model, not a curated record
UAAAAACCAAAUUUUUGUUGCCGAAAAAUCAAAAUUUGUUCCGAAUUCAACCGAAAAUGGCAGUCGUCUUCCCCACAGCCUCCUACAAGUGGAAUAACAAGGUAUUUCCAUGGCCAAAUUCUUGCCUGUUACCCUCCUUCUCAAUCCCCUGCAACCGUCGUUUAUUGUCAACCAACCGUGUCUUCUCUUAUCCGCUUCAUGGCCGUCGUCGUAUAUCUCUUUCACUUCCCUCCGAUACUAGUCGUUGUCUCGCAGCUAAAUCCCCGCCGCCUCCUCCUGAUUCCGACCCACCUCCAGGUUCAGCAGGUCUUUCUAAAUUACAGGACAGAAUACAGAUCUUCUUUGCUGUUCUUUUCUGGAUGUCUCUAUUCUUCUGGGCUUGUGUAUGGGAUGAUAGGAGUAGACCAAACAAAGGAUCAAGAUUUAGAAGAUGACCUAGUAAGCAUUGAUUCUGUAUAUAAUUGAUCAGUGGGGAGCAAGCAAAUACUUUGAUUUCAGCAAGUACACGUUGGUUGGGUUACAAGAUUGUUCAAUUUAGUUCAGAAUACUGUAGUUGUUAAAUACAAGGAUGAAUGUGUAAUAGCAAGUUCUUUUCUGUUACAUUUAGUAAUACAGGAGAUCUUUAAAUUCAGUUGGAAAUUGUAAAAGAGUAAAGACAAUAAUGUAUAGUAAUUCCAAGGUCUUUUCAAUCACAAUAUGAGCGAUCAUUUUUCAUUGUCA